AAGAACAAGAAGAAUCGAAGAAGUGAAGCAUUAGAGCUCACUGCUCACAUGGAUCAAUCAACCAUGGCUGAAGAAGCAGGUAUGUUUCGAGUACAUCAGACAAUUGGAAGUGUUCUUUGUUGCAAAUGUGGCAUCCCAAUGGCACCAAAUGCUGCGAAUAUGUGUGUGAAGUGUUUGCGUUCUGAAGUUGAUAUUACAGAGGGUCUACAGAAGCAUGUGAUCAUAAUGCAUUGCCCUGAGUGUGACACUUACUUGCAGCCUCCAAGAACUUGGAUAAAGGCUCAACUGGAAUCGAAGGAACUAUUGACAUUUUGUGUGAAGAGAUUGAAGAACUUGAACAAGGUCAGAUUGGUACAUGCAGAGUUUGUUUGGACUGAACCUCACUCUAAGAGGAUCAAGGUGAGACUGAGGGUUCAGAAGGAAGUCCUUAAUGGCGCAAUACUUGAACAAGCAUAUGUUGUUGAGUAUGUUCAGCAAGACCACAUGUGUGAGUCCUGUUCCAGGGCUCAGGCCAACCCUGACCAGUGGGUGGCUGCCGUCCAACUCAGGCAGCAUGUUUCUCACAGGAGGACCUUCUUCUAUUUAGAGCAGGUUAUUCUUCGGCAUGAUGCUGCUGUUUCUUGCAUAAAAAUUACACAGAUGGAUCAGGGUGUUGACUUCUAUUUUGCGAAUAGGAGCCAUGCUGUAAAAUUUGUAGAGUUCUUGGGGAAAGUUACCCCUAUCAGGAGUCGAAGUGACAAACAACUUGUAUCCCAUGAUUCUAAGAGCAACAACUACAACUAUAAAUACACAUUCUCUGUUGAACUCUGCCCGAUUUGUCGGGAGGAUCUGAUCUGCCUUCCACCAAAAGUAGCUAGUAGUUUGGGAAAUUUGGGUCCACUUGUCUUGUGCACAAAGGUGAGCAACAGCUUGACUUUACUGGAUCCUUUUACUUUAAGGCAUUCUUUUAUGGACGCAGACCAGUAUUGGAGGGCCUCCUUUGCAUCUCUACUUUCAAGUAGGCAGCUUGUGGAAUAUAUAGUGUUGGAUGUGGAGCCUAUGUCAGCUGAAGUCAAUGUUGGAGGCUCAAAAUAUGCUUUGGCUGAUGCACAAGUGGCCCGUGUAUCUGAUUUUGGGAAAAAUGACAAGAUUUUCAAUAUACGAACACAUCUUGGCCAUAUUUUGAACCCUGGGGAUUACGCCCUUGGCUAUGACCUCUAUGGGGCUAACACUAAUGAUAUUCAACUGGACAAAUUUAAAGGUCUUAUUAUUCCAGAGGCAAUUCUAAUAAAGAAGAGCUAUGAAGAGAAACGUCAAAAGCGACGUGGGAAGCCUCGUAAUUGGAAGCUUAAAUCCCUCAAUAUGGAAGUAGACAGCUCUACCAAAGCUAGAAUAGAUGAGGAGAAGAUGAAUAAUGAGUAUGAAGAGUUCUUGAAAGAUUUGGAGGAGAACCCAGAGUUGAGGUUUAACAUAUCAUUGUACCGUAAUAAGGAGUACCAACCAUCAGAGAUGGCAUCGAUGACUGAUGGGGAGGAUCUACCUUCUAUCCCACUGGAGGAAUUGCUUGCUGAUCUUGAUCUAGAUGUUGAAGAAGAUUUCAACGAGAGCAUGAGGGAGUGAUUGAUGGUUGUCCUUUUCAUCUGGUUUCAAUGUUAAUUUUUGUCGAUAGGAACCUGAUUGAUCUUUUAGUACAUGGACAAACCUGGUUAUCAUUUGUUUGUUGGAGAAGCUAGUACCUGAGUUUGGAAUCUUCCAGGGUUUAAAUGGUUAUCUGCUGCUGGGGUGAAAAAAUAUGGACACCAGGUAAAAGUUGUCUGUUAUUGUGUCGUUCCAAAGAAAGAAAUUCUGCAAGGAAUGAAUCUUG
Messenger RNA from Telopea speciosissima, 1843 nucleotides. RefSeq names its product 60S ribosomal export protein NMD3-like. Gene Ontology annotation, cellular component: nucleus; cytoplasm. Gene Ontology annotation, biological process: ribosomal large subunit export from nucleus. Lineage: Eukaryota; Viridiplantae; Streptophyta; Magnoliopsida; Proteales; Proteaceae. The record is from RefSeq and is a predicted model, not a curated record. The transcript is spliced from 3 exons. The coding region runs from base 49 to 1599 and encodes 516 amino acids. Gene Ontology annotation, molecular function: ribosomal large subunit binding.